AUGCGACGCACCAUAUCGAUCCUCAUGGGCUCUUUGGCCCUACUGGCAACAGUGACCGUCAUGGCAGUUCUCAUUGUACUCACGAACCAUACCCCCAAGGAUUCAAGUGGCCGAACUCUGUCCCAAGUUUCCGUCACGCUCGAGUCCGUUACACUUGUUACCCUCGGGUGGUUCCUCUCCACAUAUGCUUCAACUCACUUCCGCCGCUGGUCGACACGCUGUCUAGGUGUCGACUUUGGUGCCUGCCUUUUGGCCAUUCUCUUUGCUACUGUUGCAACAGUAGCCACUCUCAUUCAAUCUAGCAAAUCUACCCUCGACAGGGAGGAUAAACUUGUGCAGGCGAGCAAGCACAGCUUACUUAUUGGCUUAUCUGUUGCUCUUGGACUUUGCUUCGUUUCCCAAACCGGAUUCCUGGCCCUUCAUUUCUUCUUCACCCGAAAGAGUGAUCAUAUUCACAGCAUGGAUGAGGAGCGAGGCCUGCCUUCAUUCCGAUCCAAGACAUCGCUGAAGACGCUCCGAUAUAGCCAAACCAUUUCAGACCAUGAGACAACUCCCCGAAAGAUGGGCUAUAUGGGUUAUCAAACACCUGCUUCGUCUAUUGGCGGUCGCUCCAGGUCUGGCACAGUCACUUCUAUUAAACUUCAGCUUUCAAACGUCGUGCGGUCUGCAACCACCAAGAGCGCCUCUUCCAGCGACUCUCGUCGACCUAUCUCUGUCGGCUCGGACACAUACCGCUCUAGUGAUGAUGCCUUUGAUACCUGGGACACGUCUUCUGUCGAUACAAACAACCGCCAGGUGGUCAUGGAAGCCACCACUCCUCCUCCAAGGUCUCAAGGCCACUUUCUCGAGACCAUCCCCGGCAGUCCUACGCCAAGCAGGGGAUCAGACCCUGGUCACGAAAUGCCCCUCGAACCCCCCAGGAUCCGUAGGCGAAGUCGCAGCUUCAGCCCAGUGUCUUUAAGGCGCGAGCAACUGCACUCACAAGCGUUGAUGAACGACCUCCCAGAGCCAUCACUGAGUGAGUCGCACAUUCACCCGCUAUUCCGAUCUGACUCGCCCGAACCACCCCCAAUGGCUACACCUGGCACUGUUGUCGUGGCAUCGCCCAUCGCCGGCCAGGUCAUCACACACCGCCAGAGUGUGCGCUCUCUGCGCUCGGUCUCCACGUUCGUGGGUCCAAGCCCCCUGGGCCACCGCGAGGAGCAUGAGAGUAUUUUAGAGGAGCAGGAGUCCGAGACAGCCUCACAAAACUCGUCUGAGCGACCCCUGACCCCUCCUAUUCCAGAGUGGGUGAUGGGUGCUGGCGCUCGGGCGAGCUGGUCUGAUUAUAACAGUCGCAAGUCAAGAAUCGACGGCGACGGAGAAGCCAAGGAAGAGCAGAAGAAAUGA
Messenger RNA from Fusarium sp. VM40, 1389 nucleotides. NCBI's taxonomy places the organism in Eukaryota, Fungi, Ascomycota, Sordariomycetes, Hypocreales, Nectriaceae. The record is from the annotation of a GenBank genome assembly.